Messenger RNA from Trichoderma gamsii, 3543 nucleotides. Its product is annotated as structural maintenance-chromosome 2. Gene Ontology annotation, cellular component: chromosome. The transcript is spliced from 5 exons. Gene Ontology annotation, molecular function: ATP hydrolysis activity; ATP binding; protein binding. The record is from RefSeq and is a predicted model, not a curated record. Gene Ontology annotation, biological process: chromosome organization. NCBI's taxonomy places the organism in Eukaryota, Fungi, Ascomycota, Sordariomycetes, Hypocreales, Hypocreaceae. Bases 1 to 3543 code for a protein of 1180 amino acids.
AUGAGGGUAAUAGAAGUGAUUAUCGACGGCUUCAAGUCGUAUGCAGUGCGAACAGUGAUAUCGGGAUGGGACGAGAGCUUCAACUCCAUUACCGGCCUGAACGGUAGCGGAAAGUCAAAUAUCCUCGACUCAAUAUGUUUCGUCCUCGGAAUCACGAAUAUGUCCACGGUGCGGGCGCAAAAUCUCCAAGAUCUUAUAUAUAAAAGAGGUCAAGCGGGUGUCACCAAAGCUAGCGUUACGAUCGUCUUCGACAAUAGAGAUAAGAAGAAGUCGCCCAUAGGAUUCGAAGAGUAUGCUACCAUCAGCGUAACCCGCCAGAUCGUACUUGGCGGCACGUCCAAAUAUUUGAUCAACGGUCACCGUGCACAGCAGCAGACGGUUCAGAACCUCUUCCAGUCUGUACAACUGAACAUCAACAACCCGAACUUCCUUAUCAUGCAGGGCCGUAUUACCAAAGUCCUCAACAUGAAGCCUGUCGAGAUUUUAGCCAUGAUUGAAGAGGCGGCCGGUACAAGAAUGUUUGAGGACAGGCGAGACAAAGCUUUGAAGACAAUGGCGAAGAAGGAAACAAAGCUCCAAGAGCUAAGCGAACUGCUGAGAGACGAGAUCGAGCCCAAGCUAGAGAAGCUUCGAGGAGAGAAGAGAGCAUUCUUGGAUUUUCAACAAACUCAGAACGAUCUAGAGCGACUGUCUCGCGUUGUUGUGGCAUACGACUACACAAAAUGUCAAGAAAAGCUGAAGCAGUCUGCGGCCGAUCUUGAAGCUAAAAAGCUGCGCCAUAAAAGCCUAGAAGAUUCUGCCGUUCGUAUGCGCAAUGAGAUAUCACAUCUGGAAGAAGAUGUCAAGAGAAUAAAGUCCCAGCGGGAUAAGGAGCUGAAAAAGGGUGGCAAAGCACAAGGUCUCGAAGAUAAGGUAAAGAAAUACUCUAAUGAGUUGGUCCGACUUACAACGGUUAUGGACCUCAAAAAGGCGAGCUUGGCGGAGGAAACGGAGAAAAAAGCAGCCGUUAUGAGAACGGUAUCAGAACUAGAAGCAUCUCUACAGGAUAAGACGGCUACGUUCGACAAUGUCAAAGCGAAAUACGAAGCAGCAAAGGAUGGCUUGGCAAAGCAAGUGAAGGAAGUUGAAUCCAAAGAAGAACUCUUGCAAACCCUACAAACUGGAGUGGCUUCUAGAGAGGGACAAGAAAACGGUUAUCAAGGCCAACUUCAAGAGGCAAAGAAUCGCGCUACUACUGCAGCAACCACGCAGGAGCAGGCAAAGAUCAAGAUUGCCCACUUGCAAAGUCGAGUCAGAGAGGAGGAGCCUCGAGCUCGGAAGGCCAAGGAGCAGAAUGCACAACUGCUUCGCGACCUAGACGGGUUGAAGUUACAAGGCCAGAAGCUGGAAAAGGAGCUGAACAAGCUCGGCCUUGAGCCUGGCCAAGAAGAGGCGAUGUUCAAGGAAGAGUCGAGUUUGCAGCAAACUGUUCGAAACCUACGGCAAGACUGCGAUGGCCUGAAACGGAAAGUUGCCAACAUUGAUUUCAACUAUGCUGACCCUGUUACCAACUUUGACAGAUCAAAGGUCAAAGGCCUCGUUGCUCAACUGUUCACAAUUGAUCAAGAUAAACUAAGCGCUGGAACGGCUUUGGAAAUAUGUGCUGGUGGACGACUAUACAAUGUUGUAGUUGAUUCUGAAGUGACGGGCACGCAGUUGCUUCAGAAAGGCAGACUCAGGAAGCGAGUAACAAUCAUUCCUCUCAACAAAAUCUCCGCUUUUAGAGCAUCAGCACAAAGCAUCGCGACCGCACAGAAUCUCGCGCCAGGAAAAGUCGAUCUCGCUCUUACGCUGGUUGGCUACGACAAGGAGGUGGCCUCUGCAAUGGAAUACGUUUUUGGCAACACUCUCAUAUGCGCAGACGCCGAAACAGCGAAAAAAGUCACCUUCCAUCCUAAUGUGAGAAUGCGGAGUAUUACCCUCGAAGGAGACUCUUACGACCCUUCGGGAACUCUUUCAGGCGGCAGCUCUCCAAACUCCAGCGGCGUUUUGGUGACUUUACAGAAGCUCAACACUCUGACUCGGCAGCUGAAUGAGGCUGAAAGAUCACUAAAGGACAUUCAGAUCAAGAUUGCGAGGGAGAAAUCCAAACUAGAUCAAGCCCGCCAGAUCCAACAAACUCUGGACCUGAAGAAACAUGAAAUCAAGCUGGCAGAAGAUCAGAUUGGCGGAAACUCAUCUUCUUCAAUCAUUCAAGAAAUUGAAAAGUGGAAAGCUACCAUUGCUGAACUACAAGAGAGUAUAUCGAAUGCCAGAACCCGUCAGGCCGAGGCCAGUGCGGAUAUCAAGCGCAUUGAGAAGGACAUGAAAGAUUUUGACAAUAACAAGGAUGGCAAACUAGUCGAACUACAAAAAUCUCUAGAUAAGUUAAGGGGAAGUCUCGACAAGAAUUCGGCAGCUGUCAAAACCUUGCAAAAAGAACUGCAAGGUGCUCAACUAGACCUGGAGCAAGUGGGAGGUGAUCUAUCUGCUGCACGGGAGCAGCUUCAAGAGGUAGAGGUGGCCAUCAAGGCUCAGCAGCAAGAUAUCGAAGAGUUGUCAAAACAGCAGGCCAAGGUGGCCGAGACACAUGACACCGCACAGGCCGAACUUGAGGACGAAAGAGCCAAGCUACACCAAUUCGACGACGAACUUCGAGCUUUAGAGGAGGCCACGCGCUCAAAGAAGGCUCGCAUUACGGAAGAAGGGUUGGAGAUGCAGAAACUUGGUCACCAAAUAGAGAAAUUCCACAAAGAGCAACAAUCUGCAGGAGAGAAUGUUGCGCGGCUCGAGGCCGAAUACGAAUGGAUUCAGGAUGAGAAGGACCAUUUCGGCCGCAGCGGGACGCCCUACGAUUUCCAGCAACACAAUAUAGCGGAGUGCAAGUCUACACUGCGGAACCUCACAGAGAGAUUCCAAGGAAUGAAGAAGAAGAUCAAUCCCAAGGUGAUGAACAUGAUCGACAGCGUUGAGAAGAAGGAAAUCUCACUCAAACAAAUGAUAAAGACUGUCAUUCGAGACAAGAGGAAGAUUGAAGAGACCAUUGUCAGUCUAGAUGAGUAUAAGAAGAAGGCGCUACAAGAGACUUGGGAGAAGGUCAAUGGCGACUUUGGUCAGAUCUUCUCUGAUCUUCUCCCUGGAGGUAGUUUCGCAAAGCUGGAUCCUCCAGAGGGUAAGACGAUCAGCGACGGUCUUGAAGUGAAGGUUUGCUUGGGCAAGGUGUGGAAGCAAAGUCUAACGGAACUGAGCGGUGGUCAGAGGUCACUUGUCGCACUUUCACUCAUCAUGGCUCUAUUACAAUUCAAGCCCGCGCCAAUGUACAUCCUUGACGAGGUUGACGCCGCUCUCGAUCUUUCUCACACACAAAACAUUGGACGUCUCAUCAAGACGCGGUUCAAGGGCUCACAAUUUAUUGUUGUGAGUCUGAAGGACGGCAUGUUCCAGAACGCCAAUCGCAUCUUCCGUACACGCUUCAGUGAAGGAACGAGUAUGGUUCAGGCACUCACGCCGGCGGACUUGAAGUAA